AUGUCAGCUGUCAUAGUCGUUCAUGGUGGAGCAUGGGCAAUUCCGAAUGACCUCGCCAAGGCCUCAGUUGAUGGCGUAAAGGCAGCAGCAUGUGAAGGCUUUGCUGUUCUGCAGAAAAAAGGAACUGCACUGGAUGCUGUCGAGUCAGCCGUGCGGGCCUUGGAAGAUAACGCUGUGUUUAAUGCAGGUCAUGGAGCAACUCUGAACACAGAAGGGGAAGUGGAGAUGGAUGCCAUCAUCAUGGAUGGAAAGACACUAGCUUGUGGUGCUGUGUCGUCAGUAAAGAAUAUCGCUAACCCAGUUUCGCUGGCACGGGCAGUGAUGGAGAAGACUGAUCACGUCAUGUUGACUGACCGCGGUGCAAACCUGUUUGCAAAGACCAUUGGCGUGGAUGCUGUUUCUUCUGAAAAACUGGUGACAAAUUAUGAGAGAAAAGAAUGGGAGAAACACAAGAAUUAUGUGACAGGUGUAAAGGAAGACUUCAACGCUCGUUGGGCUCAUGAUACUGUCGGUGCUGUUGCUGUGGACUACGCUGGCAAUGUUGCCUGUGCCACAUCGACUGGGGGAAUCCGAAAUAAAAUGGUCGGCAGAGUUGGUGACUGCCCCGCUGUUGGCUGUGGAGGAUAUGCAGACAAUCUUUGUGGAGCUGUGUCUUGUACAGGCCAUGGAGAGUCCAUCCUUAAAGUCACACUGGCCAGACUCAUCCUUUCACACGUUGAACAAGGUAAAUCUGUGGAAGUGGCUUCAAAAAUAUCUCUGAAGUACAUGGGGGAACGUGUGCGUGGUGCUGGUGGGGCCAUCGUUGUUUCUCCAAUUGGUCAGUGGGCAUCAACUUUCACCACAGAGCGAAUGGCUUGGGCCGCCGUGGAAAAGAAUGUUCUCUACUACGGAUUAGAGCCAAAUGAAAGACGGAUGGAACGUUUGUCCUGA
Messenger RNA from Nerophis lumbriciformis (worm pipefish), 930 nucleotides. The record is from RefSeq and is a predicted model, not a curated record. NCBI's taxonomy places the organism in Eukaryota, Metazoa, Chordata, Actinopteri, Syngnathiformes, Syngnathidae.